Liolophura sinensis is the source of this 1406-nucleotide messenger RNA. RefSeq names its product annexin A5-like. The transcript has 9 exons. The record is from RefSeq and is a predicted model, not a curated record. Bases 1 to 966 code for a protein of 321 amino acids. Gene Ontology annotation, molecular function: calcium ion binding; phosphatidylserine binding; calcium-dependent phospholipid binding. Gene Ontology annotation, cellular component: plasma membrane; vesicle membrane; nucleus. NCBI's taxonomy places the organism in Eukaryota, Metazoa, Mollusca, Polyplacophora, Chitonida, Chitonidae.
AUGGCAGCUGCAUAUUUUGAGGGCACCGUUCUCCCCGCUGGCGACACACUGGACGUUGAGAAGGCAGCGGAAAGGCUGCGGAAAGCCAUGAAAGGUCUAGGUACGGAUGAGAAUGUCAUCAUCGAUGUUCUGUCCAAUCAUUGUAAUUCAGAGAGGCAGAUGAUCAAGUCCAUGUACAAAACCAUGUACGGCAGGGUUAUUAUUCAUGAUCUUCAGGACGAGUUAAGCGGCCAUUUUGAGACGCUCUGUUUGUACUUCUUGAUGCCGAGUCGUAAUUUUGAUGCACACUGCCUUUACCUAGCAAUGAAGAGCCUGGGGACAAAGGAAUCCACACUAAUCGAAAUUCUUGUCAGUCGGACUCCAUCUCAACUUGAAGAAAUCAGAGAAAACUACAGAAAGAACUACGGCCAUGAGCUGGAGGCAGCAAUAAAAGGGGAAACUAGUGGUGACCUUGAACGUGUACUCGUUUCUCUACUUCAAGGUCAGCGAAGCCAAGAACCAGAAAUUGACGUGGAAUUGGUAAAGAAAGAUGCUGAAGACCUAUAUAAUGCAGGAGAGGGUAACCGAAUGGGUACCGAUGAAACAGUCUUCAAUAAAAUUCUUGUUAACCGAAGUAUGGGUCAUCUCAGGAGAACAUUCGAGGAGUAUCGGAAACUGGAUGACCAAGACAUAGAGGGCGCUGUGGCGGCCGAAACUAGCGGAAACUUGAAGAGGGCUUUUUUGGCAAUAGUUCGAUUUGUGAGGAGCCCUCUGGAAUACUUUGCCGAAUGUUUCCACGAGUCUUUUAAAGGAUCUGGGACGGAUGACGAGCGACUUAUGCAACUUGUUGUCAGCCACUCGGAGGUGGACAUGAAAGACAUCAAAAGAGUGUAUGCUGAAAAAUACAGCCAGACUUUGUACUCAGCCAUUAAAGGGGAGACAAGUGGAGAUUACAGGAAGUUGCUCCUGAGCACUGUGGGAGAAUGAUGUCCAAGUUUUGAGCCAAAAUCAGUAAAAACAAGCCAACUAAGUUGAACAUCUGUAACAGCUUUUAAAUUAUCACAUCUACAGGAAUGUCCUUGUUAUGGGUGGACAUUCUGACCAGUAGACCAUCCAGGAAUUUCCUUGUUGGUCUACUGCUAGAAAUAUACAGCAGCCUAUCGUUUCAACAUACAGUUAUUGCUUUAAAACCUCAUGUCACACAUUGGACACAGGAAGCAUAUGCGUAUCACAUCACUUGCUGAAUCACUUCACUUGUCAGGUUCCUUCACCGAGCAACCAUGGCUAUCUGUCUUUCUAUCACAUUAUCAUACAAGCAAUCAAGUAAAAUUACUGUGAACACACUGGCAGCCUUUGAAAGCACCACAAACUUGUUCAAAAAUUACCAUUGUUUUGCCUCUGACAACUCUUGGCUGACAAUGACUCUA